Theobroma umbraticum is the source of this 1325-nucleotide messenger RNA. RefSeq names its product phloretin 4'-O-glucosyltransferase-like. Gene Ontology annotation, molecular function: quercetin 3-O-glucosyltransferase activity; quercetin 7-O-glucosyltransferase activity. Lineage: Eukaryota; Viridiplantae; Streptophyta; Magnoliopsida; Malvales; Malvaceae. The record is from RefSeq and is a predicted model, not a curated record.
CCAUGCCACAACCUCAUUUCCUCCUUGUAACCUACCCUGCCCAAGGCCACAUAAACCCUACCCUCCAAUUUGCCAAGUGUCUUGUCCGUAUUGGUGCACGCGUCACCUUCACCACCAGUGUCUCCGCCCGCCGCCGCAUGACCAAAGUCCCUUCGGCUCAAGGCCUAUCAUUCUUCACCUUUUCGGAUGGCUAUGACGAUGGGUUAAAGCCCGGGGAUGACAAAGACCACUACAUGUCUGAGUUCAGGCGUCGAGGCAAAGAAAAUCUCAAUGACCUUGUAGUAAGCAGUGACAACGAAGGCAAACCGGUCACUUGCAUUGUUUACUCUUUGCUCCUACCCUGGGCUAUGGAGGUGGCGCGAGAGCAUCACAUCCCAUCAGCUAUGCUUUGGAUUCAACCUGCCACAGUUCUCGACAUCUACUAUUAUUACUUCAAUGGAUACGAGGAAACUAUUAAGGGCCAAGCUGGUGAGUCCAAGUGUCCAAUAGAGUUACCAGCGCUGCCACCGCUUGCAAGCCGUGACCUUCCCUCCUUCGUAGCCGCUUCAAACGCUUACCCUUCAGCUUUGUCAUUAUUUCAACAGCAAUUUGAAGUACUUGCAGAAGAAACGAACGCUAGAGUCCUUGUUAACACCUUUGAUGCUUUGGAACCCGAGGCAUUAAAGGCUAUUGAAAAUUAUAAGAUGUUCGCGGUCGGACCCUUGAUCCCGUCUACUUUUCUAGGUGGAAAAGACCCGUCGGAUGGUUCCUUCAAGGGUGAUCUUUUUCAAUGUUCAAAAGAUUACCUCCAAUGGCUAGACUCAAAACCAAAAUCAACUGUUAUUUAUGUGUCAUUCGGAACAAUUGCUGUGUUAGCAAAGCAGCAAGUGGAGGAAAUCGCUCGCGCUUUAUUAGCCAGUGGGCGACCGUUCUUGUGGGUUAUAAGAAAUCAGAAACAAAAUGGAGAGCAAGAAAAAGAAGAAGAUAAAUUGAGUUGCAGAGAAGAGCUUGAGCAGUUUGGAAUGAUAGUUCCAUGGUGUUCGCAAGUGGAAGUUUUGUCUCAUCCGUCGUUAGGGUGCUUCGUGACGCAUUGCGGUUGGAACUCGACCCUGGAGAGCUUGGUUGCCGGGGUGCCGGUGGUGGCUUUCCCUCAAUGGACCGAUCAAGGAACGAACGCGAAGCUCAUCCAAGAUGUGUGGGAGACGGGGGUGAGAGUGACGGCGAACGAGGAAGGGAUAGUGGAACGAGGUGAGAUUAAUAGAUGCUUGGAUUUGGUCAUGGGAGACGGAGAGAGAGCGAAUGAAUUAAGAAGGAAUGCUGAAAAAUGGAAAGAUUUGGCAAGGGAA